Messenger RNA from Baudoinia panamericana UAMH 10762, 2180 nucleotides. RefSeq lists its product as uncharacterized. Lineage: Eukaryota; Fungi; Ascomycota; Dothideomycetes; Mycosphaerellales; Teratosphaeriaceae. Gene Ontology annotation, molecular function: transmembrane transporter activity. The transcript has 4 exons. Gene Ontology annotation, biological process: transmembrane transport. The record is from RefSeq and is a predicted model, not a curated record. The coding region runs from base 346 to 1968 and encodes 540 amino acids.
CGAAUUAAUGGCUUCAUAGCGGGUAUCACAGAGGUUUCCAAUUUCGCGUCUACUGCUCAACCGAACAUUCACGAUAGAUGGAAACCAUCAUCAUGCAGGCAGUCAAUCCAGGUCGAUCGCUAACCGGGUCCAGAAGCCACUGCGGACCAGGGUGCUGGCACCAGGUGUCACGGCUUGGAGGUCGGUACUUUCGGCGCCUGUAAGCUCAAGUAUCGGGUGCUUGUUGCAGUGCUCAUGCGGCUAUAUGUAGCCCUCCCUUGCAUUUUCCGCGCAUAGCAGUCUUUCAUAUUCAUGUUGCCCUUGUCGCGCAAGUCUUAAGUACCACAUACGGCUGAGGAUCGCAUCAUGGCCAACGUGAAUGAGAAGAACGCAAACCCAGAAGCGCCGCAUGACGAAAGCAAAGACGCAAAUGGAGCUAUAGAUCUCACCGAAGGCAGCGAGCGGGACCUCGACCUCGAAGCGUGGGGAGAGGAGCAUGGCUAUGUCUUGGAUGUGGAAGUGCUGAAAGAGAUCACCCCAAAUUGGCAAAACUACCAGACCACAGCCGAUGGUCGAACAGUCCUUAUUCCUCAACCCACCGCAGACCCACGAGAUCCCUUGACCUGGUCAUGGAAGAAGAAGCACCUCAUUCUGAUUGUUAUCGCGUGCACGGCGUUCCUUCCUGACUACGGAUCGGCAGUCGGAGCAGUCACUCUCAUCCCACAAAGUCUUAUUUGGGGUAUACCGCAGGACGUCGUCAAUCACAGCCAGGUCGGCAAUGUCUUCAUGCUGGGAGCUGGUGGUGUGUUUGUCGUCGCACUCGCUGCCUAUUUUGGGCGCCUGCCGGUGCUGUUCUGGUUCACUCUCACUGCUGUCUGGACCGCCGCUGGAUGUGCAGGUGCCGCAACGUUCAAUACGUUCAUGGCGUUCCGCAUCCUGAAUGGUUUUUUCUCCACUGUAGCGCAGGGUGGAGGUGUGAUGUUCAUUAAAGAUCUAUUCUUCGUCCACGAGCGAGCAAGGAAGAUCAACCUCUGGGCCAGCUUUGUUAUUCUUUCGCCAUACUUUGGACCGUUAAUAACCGCCUUCAUUAUCUCCACAACGCCGUGGCAGUGGGCCUUUGGAGUCUACACCAUCAUGACCGGCCUUUGCCUCAUCUUACAGAUACUCUUCGCUGAAGAAACAUUCUUCAACCGUAAGAUGCCUGCAUCAGAACGGCCACAACGAACACCAGGUGUUGGUGGGAAGAUUGCACGCCUGAUAGGCACCGAGCAGUGGCGUUCGCGCAAACAGCGCAGCACUUUCGCACAAGCUGUCAUGCGUCCUCUUCGUACAAUCAUGAAGCCCACCGUCUUCAUAUCAACAGUCUAUUACCUCUGCACGUUCGCUUGGGUCGUUGGGAUCAACACAACGCUAUCCAUUUUCAUCACUGCUCCGCCGUACAACUUCGGUCCCCGCUCUAUUGGAUUCUUCUACUUUACUCCAGUAGUCGCCGCUAUCCUUGGCGAGCUCAUCGGUCGCUGGCUACACGACGCUAUCGCCAUGGCGCUCACCCACCGCAGCAAAGAGAAGAAGCUCGAGCCGGAGUACCGGCUCAUGGCAAUCUCGAUCAGUACACCGUUCAUGCUGUCAGGCCUGAUUGUGCUUGGCUUCGCCCUUGAAGAAGGCUGGCACUAUAUGCUUGCUGCUCUCGGCUGGGGUCUGUACGUCUUCGGUAUAAUGAUCACAACGGUAGCCAUCACCGCCUACAAUCUUGACAGCUACCCAGAGGGAUCAGGAGAGAUUGCGGCUUGGAUCAACUUCGCUCGCACCACGGGGGGUUUCAUCGUCAGCUACUUCCAGGUGACAUGGGCUAACGCUGAAGGCACGAAGCAAAGCUUCGGAAUCCAAGCGGCUAUCUGCUUCUUAGCGUAUCUCAUGGUUGUCUUCAUGCAAGCGUUUGGGCAGCGGAUCAGAGAACGAGCGGGACCAUUGCGGUUCAAGACUGAUUGAUGUGGUCGAGAUGGUACUCGAAGCAACACAGCGACGCUUAGGCGGGGCUUACACUUCGCGUGUCGUACCUUACCCCAAGAGUCGACCACUCCACAUAAUUCGAGUUCGUCUCACUUCACCGUCUUCGCCACGUGUUAUUGUGAAGACGAAUGUGUGAUUUGUUCUGUAGAAACUCGCGUGGUCUGCAGGGAUACUUCGGCAAAGCUUCGGCG